Messenger RNA from Anthonomus grandis grandis, 2991 nucleotides. Its product is annotated as arylalkylamine N-acetyltransferase 1-like. The record is from RefSeq and is a predicted model, not a curated record. Bases 182 to 826 code for a protein of 214 amino acids. The transcript is spliced from 4 exons. Lineage: Eukaryota; Metazoa; Arthropoda; Insecta; Coleoptera; Curculionidae. Gene Ontology annotation, molecular function: N-acetyltransferase activity.
GGUAAGGCGCAGGACGGUGAGCUCGUUGCUAUAGAAGCAACAGGGCAGCAUCGCCGCUCUGUGACGAUCCAGAUUUCUGUUCCAGAUAGGGAAUCAGUGCGUUUAGACCGUGAAAGUGAUUCGGAACUGAAGGGUAGAAACAAUAUUUUUAACCUCUCUAGAAGAAACUUUAGCAACCAACAUGCUAGAAUACGUCAUCGUACCAAAAUCCCGAUUUUCCGACGUCAUCGAUCAUCUUCGCGUAAGCUUUCCAGACGAACCCCUGAAUGCUGCCGUAGGGCUCGCCCUACAUGGAAUCCCAUGCCCUUUACUGGAACACCACGAGCUCAAAACCUUGGAAGAUGGAAUGUCUUUGAUGGCUGUGGAUAGAAAUAUGGAGAAGAUUGCCGGGGUUGCUCUCAACGGGGUAUCAAAUAAAGGCGAUACCGAAAAAUCCAUAGAAGAAACGAACGCCAUCGAAAACUUACAAUAUCGACGAAUUUUCGGAUUACUUAACGACGUUAAUAUGGAACUGGACCUGUUUUCAAAAUACAACGUGGAUAAAAUAUUCGAUAUUAGAAUAUUGUCGGUGGAUUCCAAUUAUCGCGGAAAGGGAAUCGCCAAGGAUUUAUUUAUGCAUAGCGAAGCUAUUGCUAGAAAAAACGGAUUUAAACUAAUGAAAACAGAUGCAACAAGUCUAUUUACUCAAAGAGUAGCGGAAAGUCAGGGAUUCUGGGUGGAAAAGUCAGUUAAUUACCACGAUUACAUGGAUGAAAAUGGAAAGAAAAUUUACGACACCCAGCCGCCGCACUUAGAUUACAAAGUAAUGGCAAAACUUUUAGAUUAAAUAUCUCAUUAAUAUUUAGUUUUAAAUUAGUUCUAAGAGUAAAAUUUUUUUUUUCAAUAUUUUAUAGAAGAUUUUUGUUUUUAGUCCAUGGUUUAAUAAUUAAUUGCAGUUAUAUAGUAUUAUUUUAAAAAUAUUAUAUUAGUUAUUUUAGAUUUAUAAAGUCAAAAAGUUUUAUUUUUUUAAUAAAAGCUUUGGUCAAAUAACUAUUGGUUUUUAGAAUUUCGAGAAAAUCAUGAGUUAAAAAAAUUUGGGUUGUUAAAAAAAAUAAAACUUUUUGUAAAAAAUGUUGAUGCUGCCACUGCCAUGCAGAAUUACACAUUUUUAUAAUCUUACUUUAGGUGACUAACUACAAAUAGGAAUUGUGCCUAUGAAACUGACAUUUACUGCGUAUUAGUAUUUUAGCAAAUAAGUUCAGGUCUUGUGUAUUUUUCUUUAUAUACAUUUAAUAAUCUUGUUGCUCCCAUAUUUCAGAUCUUCCAGCCAAAAAACUACAUCAUUUUAGCUUCUCCACGGGCAAGGAUAUGUCCUGUAGAGCUUCCUCCAAUAUUUAAAUAUUUUUUUUUAUUAUCACACUGUUUUUACUUAAGUGCAGUAAAAAGGAGCUAGAUCAAGUAGUUUUAGAGGCCAGUGCUAGGGAUUCAAGACUUGAAACUAUUCAACUUAAAAGAUCCUGUAUAGCCACAGCUCCAGCGAGGUUACCUUGAUCGGGUUGUUUUGGAGGCCAGUGGUAAGAAGCCAAGGCCUAUCUUUUUAUAAUUCAGAUAAUCUGUUGGAUAAUCUGAUUUAGUUAAAUUAGGGUUUCUAAACUGACACCUCAUAAAACCAUGUUUCUGUUAUUAAAUAAAAAAUUUCUAGACAGGUCUUUUAUAGCAAUGUUUGCCUCUUCUAUAUCAAUAAUUUCGCUUCUGAUUUUGACUUCCAUGAGAAAUUUCCAGGUUUAAUAAAAUUUUUCCCAAAAGUGUCGAGUUUUCUUAAGAAAUCUCUCUCGUUGACUCCCAAAUCAUUAAAACUCCUUUUGAGAAUUAUCUUCUUUUUACCUCUAUCAGACUUCAAACUACCAUGUACUAAAUCUAAUUUUUCUAAAUUUGACUUUAUUAUUGGGAAAUUAUUUUUCUGUUCUAUUUAUUGGAUAAAAGCCUAUGAGGUUUUUUUCCAAUUCUUUAAAAAAUAACAGGUUCUUUUAUCUUAAACGGACUUCCAACAGCACACCAAGUCCCAAUAAUGUAUUAUCUGAUUUUGACUUGAUUAUAUAAAUAUAAAUUUCAUAUUCCAUUAACUAUAUAGACGCCCGCGAAGGUUUUCCAAAUUGUUUGAAUAAGUAAAAGAAUAAUAAGGAAAAAUAUCUUUUUUCACCUCUAUCAAACUCCCAUACUGAAUCUUAAUCGUUUUUUUUCCUGAUUUGAACUUGAUCAUGGAAAAAAAUAGGUAAUUUUAGACUGUAUGACAAACAUUUUUUUUCAAAAUCUAUCGGACUUCCAACUACCAUACUAAAUCCUCAUAUUUAAAAAAAUGAAUGCUGCCAAGACUGCAUUCUUUGAAACCUGUAAACUUUUUUUAAGCCAUUUGAAGAAUAAUGACAAAAAAUAUCUUCAUUCGACCUCAAUCGGAUUUCCAACUCUUACACUGCAUCCCAAUGAUUUUUCUUCAGAUUACGAAAAAUGUUUCCUUCCUAGACGUUAGGAUUAUAACAAGACAUAUGUUCCUCUACUCUAUCAAACUUCCUCAGAGGUCCGUCAGACUCACACACUGAGAAGAAACUGAUAACUGAUGGACUCGUGGGCAGUGUUUAUAUACAGACGAUGGUGGGGGUAAUCGAUGGGAGGGAGGCGUCGCAGUAGGCUGCGCUGUGAUAGUACUCGAGGUAAAUGGACGGAGCUCCUUUAGUUCUUUCCACUAAAUUUGUUCCUGUAUUUUCUACAUAUAUUUACACAAAAUUGUUAAUUUAAAUUAAAUAAGAGAAAAAUAGACAGUAGUCACUUUGUGAUAACUAUGUUGUGAACUAUAUUAGGUGACUACUGUAUGUUUAAGAGUUUGUAAAUAUCAUUUCCAAUUGUGGAAAUUGUUUUAUUUUAGUGUCGUAGGUGUGUAUUAAAUGUUAAUUUGACGAUCAUAUUAUAUAGGGUGUACAUUUUUUAUAAUGCAGACAUAAAAUAAAUAUUUUAGUA